GCAUAGUCGGCAAUGAUGCAGCGGUGUAUGACGAAGGUGUCCAGACAAUGAACACGACGCGCACGCGUUCUGGCUGGGGAUCGCCAGGGCAGACAGGGUCAACCCCCACUUGACGCGGGGCAUCCGCCGCUAUCUCUGCGCAACACCCAGCAACCAAUCUCACACCAGACGAAAUGCCUUACACCACCCUCGCGCACGCAUCGCAACACAGCGCAACACAUACUCAACUCCCAGAGCCACCCUGAACCACCAUCACCACAAUGUCCACCCCCCUCGAACGCGCCCUGACCGCCAUCGACGCGGCCCACGCGGAGGACCCAAAUAAAGUCACGAUCAACGACACCGAACUCCCCUACGAACUGCACUACGCGCAGAAAUGCACAUCCUAUCUCGAAAAGCGCGCGCCCGAAGCGUCAGAGCCGCUGCGUAUAGCAAUCCGCGCCCAACACUUCCGCCGCUGGGAAGUUCCACGAUCCAGCUAUCCCAUGACGCGCCCAGGAUACCACGCCUGGCGCACCUACCUAAAAAAGCGGCAAGCGGAGCUCGUCGAGCAAAUCUGCCUAGACAGCGGAUACACUCAAGAAGACGCCUCAACAGUAGGCAGUCUAAUCCGCAAAGAAGACCUAAAAGUGAAUGAGGAGACGAUGGUGUUGGAGGAUGUGGCGUGUCUUGUUUUCCUAGACGACCAGUUUGAGGCGUUCGAGAAGGAACAUGACGAGGAGAAGAUUAUUAAGAUAUUGCAGAAGACGUGGGGGAAGAUGACGGAGAGGGGGCAUGAGUUGGCGUUGGAGAUUCCCAUGGGGGAGAGGCCGAGGGAGGUUGUUAUGAAGGCGUUGGCGGGGAAUUGAGUUGGAAUGAAAUGAAAUGAAUAUUGAAUUAGACUGUGUGAUGUUUGUUCAUUAUUCGGAUGUGACUUUCGUUAUGUUCUGGGUAUCGUUCUGAGCCUGUGACAUCUUCUUCCCUCCUCUUAUGAC
Messenger RNA from Alternaria rosae, 974 nucleotides. RefSeq lists its product as uncharacterized. The record is from RefSeq and is a predicted model, not a curated record. NCBI's taxonomy places the organism in Eukaryota, Fungi, Ascomycota, Dothideomycetes, Pleosporales, Pleosporaceae. The coding region runs from base 261 to 848 and encodes 195 amino acids. The transcript has a single exon.